Klebsormidium nitens is the source of this 753-nucleotide messenger RNA. The record is from the annotation of a GenBank genome assembly. Lineage: Eukaryota; Viridiplantae; Streptophyta; Klebsormidiophyceae; Klebsormidiales; Klebsormidiaceae.
AUGGUCGAGGCAGGGGCAGCCACGAGUGCAGAGGAGGAGCGCGUCAGGCGAAGGGCCGUCGCCUCUCUUGGAGAAUUGCUCUUUUACAUCGCCACGCAAAGCGAGCAGUCUCCGCGCCCCGCCAACGCUCCGCUCGUGAGGGAGGUUCCUGACGUCACUUUUGCAGCUGUUGGCAGUUUGCUGAGGCGAGGAGAAGAUGAAGUUGCGCAGCAUUAUGCAGUGAAGACCAUCGAAAACGUGGCGAGUCAGGGGGGCACUUGGGCAGCCAAAUUUGCGGGGGGGGAGAUUAUUGCGUUCGAACUUGGUGUUCAUCUUCCAGAACAGCAAACUGGAGCAUCUGCGUGCGACUGCAGGCUCCUGCCUCGUCCGCCUGUCCGCCUGGCGCGUGUCCAGCCGCUCAUUGUCCCUUCCCUCCUAGAGCGCUUAGGCGCGCGAACGUUCGUGCACGGUUUGGGCGAAGGCAGCUCCAAGACGCAGCAGACGUACCUCAACCUGCUAAACAUGGGCUUGCAGGGGGUGGUGAAAAUUGGCCCCACCAGACUGCAGGCGCAACUCUUAUCGGAGGAGCGGGCGCUUAUCCCCACUCUGAUGGCCUGCUGGAGCACGCCUCAGAAGUGCCGAGGGCGAAGGCGACGGUGGCGUGUUGGAUGCUGUCAGGCGGGGACGAGAUGGCUGACUGCGCUGUGCAACGUUAAAGUGAUGUCUAUCCCAGAGCGCCUUGCCAGGGACACAAACGAGUACGUGCAGCAGUAG